AUGUCGCGGUCUGCGUCAACAUGCGUCUCGGUGCGCCUCCUCUGUCUACUGUAUCUCUCCGUCAUUUCCAGCCCAUCUCUAGCGCAAGUAGGGCUGCUCAACGUAACUGUCGAUGACCAGAAUGGCGACCCCAUCACGGGCAUUGUUCCGACGUAUUCUCCGCCUACAGAUUGGGCGGCAGGAGAGGCUUGUAAGGGAUGUGCCAUUCAGUUCAGCGCAGAUGACCGUACGCACGUAUACGAGGAAACGUGGCACGACGCUACACACAGGCCGACCGACGCGGAGCCGGUGGAGAUGAUAUUUCAGUUCACCGGAGUCGCCGUGUACUUGUACUGUAUCUUGUUUGUCGUCGAUGGCCAACCAGGGACCACAAAUUUUGACCACUAUUCAGCCCCUACCACUCAACAAUAUACAUUCAGUGUCCCGGUGUUCUCCGCCACCAGUCUGACGAACGCGGCCCAUGAGAUACGGCUACAGUCCGGAGGCUCCUUGUCGUCUCUCGUCCUCUUCGACUACCUGAUUUACACACGUCAGCACGCCAAAGCUUCUAGAAGCCUUGAUCUCGAGGGGUCAGAAAAGGGUUACAACGUGAGCCCCGAGGGUGCGCCUCCCAACGCGGUCCCGAGUCGUCAGGAGUUGCUAGUCGUCACAGAAAAUCACGAUGACGAGGAUUCCCGUAUCUCGCCGUUCACGGCUUUUCCUCCCCCGGUCCAUUCGACAUCCUCGACGGAUGUCACGGACUCGGUCUGGGAAGCGCCAGGCCACGAUAGCCAGCCAGAUCCGAGAGAAGGAGGAGGCGAUCUCGGCUUUACAGCGGCGGGAGACUCUAAGUCGAGCGCAGUCUCGAACGACAGCUGA
This is a messenger RNA of Gloeophyllum trabeum ATCC 11539, 858 nucleotides long. RefSeq lists its product as uncharacterized. The transcript has 5 exons. The record is from RefSeq and is a predicted model, not a curated record. Lineage: Eukaryota; Fungi; Basidiomycota; Agaricomycetes; Gloeophyllales; Gloeophyllaceae. Bases 1 to 858 code for a protein of 285 amino acids.